AUGUUGAUGUGUCAUUUAUUAUUAGAUAGGCUAUUUACAAUACUCUUUUUGCGUUACCAAGCUAUCACGAAUGCAUUGAGAAGAUGUAUCAUAUCGAGAGAAAAUCAUACUUCAUUGUUGACAGAUAAAAUGAAUCAUUGUUUCCAACAUCUCUGCUCAUCAGGAGAAAGCAUCAAUGAUUUUUUUUCUUUACAAAUUUUAUUUAUUCUAACAACAGUGUUCAUUAUAUCCUUCAGCGAUAUUUUUAUUCUUAUAAGAUUGUUCAAUGCAGACCAAGUUAGAUUCAGCAAGAAUAUCGCUAUUAUUGGCCGGGUGUGUGGGGUAGUAUUUAGCUUUCUAACGAUUUGGCGUUUCGGCUAUAGAUUUUCUUCAAUUUCAAAUAAGGCAGAUGAUUUCAACUCUCUUCUAUACCGGCUCAUGAUGGAAGAUAAUACUAACCAAAUACUACAUAAUGAAAAGUUAAGCCUUCAUUUCACAAUGAAGCGAGAGGUUGUGUUCUCAGCUUGUGGUUUGUUCCAGUUGGACUUUAAACUGGUUCAUUCGAUGAUAGCUUCAGCCACGACAUAUCUGGUCUUGCUAAUUCAGUUUGGACAACUCAAGCCAGACAAAUCAUGGACACCAACUCCUUCGACAGCCGACAAUCUCACAACCCCUCAUCCAAUGCUGCUCACUACUAACAACUAG
Nezara viridula (southern green stink bug) is the source of this 684-nucleotide messenger RNA. The record is from the annotation of a GenBank genome assembly. NCBI's taxonomy places the organism in Eukaryota, Metazoa, Arthropoda, Insecta, Hemiptera, Pentatomidae.